Messenger RNA from Dicentrarchus labrax (European seabass), 2782 nucleotides. It is a transcript of the gene spint1a, whose product is annotated as serine peptidase inhibitor, Kunitz type 1 a. The record is from RefSeq and is a predicted model, not a curated record. Bases 388 to 1902 code for a protein of 504 amino acids. Gene Ontology annotation, molecular function: protein binding; serine-type endopeptidase inhibitor activity. NCBI's taxonomy places the organism in Eukaryota, Metazoa, Chordata, Actinopteri, Moronidae. The transcript has 10 exons.
UCAGGGGUGGAAAUUCACUUCCUGUAUCUCUCAGGUGAGUCACCUGGGCAAUGUCGUCGUUUGCUCGGGUUUUUGUCGACAUCAAACGGCUAAAUCUCUUGUGAGAGUUUCGGAGUUGCGUCUGGGACCUUUGUGGUUUUUUUUUUUUUAACCAUUUCUGGAUGCGCAGCAGGAAGUCAGGAGCUACUUUAUGUCAUUGGUACUGAAGGCUGACUUGUGAGAAGAAGCAUACUGUUGUUUUGCCCCUUUUGCGGCCUAAACACUCCUUGAAGAAGUCCACUUUUUUUAAAAUAAAAAGCGGUAUUUUACCAAAUUUACCGUUACAGGGGAUAUUUAGAUUUUUAUUUUGCUGUAAAUAUAUAUUUACACAGGACUUUUAGGGGGAAAAUGAACUCACUCCUUAAAGGACAUUUGGGAGCGUUGGCGGUCCUGCUCCUGAUGUCUCUGCUGGACUCCAGUCGCUGCCAGGUCGGGCAGGAAUGCUUAGCCCAGUUCCGGGAAGGUCGGGAGGAUUUCAUCCUCGAUGCAGAUGAGUCUGUGAAAGACGGAGCGACGUUCAUUUCGUCGCCAAAAUUGGGUCGUUACAGGGACUGCGUGGCAGCCUGCUGUAAAGAGCCGAAGUGCAAUGUCGCCUUCAUGGAAAGAGGAGCCGAGGAAGGCUCGGUGAACUCCUGCUUUCUGUUUGAUUGUCUGUACAAGAAGAAGUACGUGUGCCGCUUUGUCAGGAAGAAGGGAUACAUCAAUUACAUCCUGGACUCGGUUUAUGACAGUUAUCUGGAUGAACCCCCAAAGGAAUCUGACCGUCCUCCAGUGGCCAAUGGAGGCCCGGACCGGGUGGUCCAGCCUCAAGACACGGUGACACUGAAUGGCAUAGAGAGCAAUGAUGACAAUGGGAUUGCAUCCUUCAAAUGGCAGAUGCUCACCAAAUAUCCUUAUGCUGUCAUUGAGAAAACCAACUUUGAAGACCAGAUUGUCGUGUCCAAUCUGACAUCUGGAGUGUACAAGUUCCAGCUGACCGUCAUAGACACCAUUGGUCAGUCCGACUCAGUCAAGAUCACCGUCCUGGUCCUUACUCCUGAGGAGUCUGAGCAUCACUGUAUGGCUCCAAAGAAGAUUGGGCCAUGUCGCGGUGCCUUUCCUCGCUGGCAUUACAAUGCUGCCUCAGAAAAGUGCGAGGAGUUCAUGUUUGGGGGCUGCAGGGAGAAUCUCAACAACUAUCUCUCCAAGGAGGAGUGCACCAACGCCUGCUAUGGCUCAGAAAAAACUUCUAUAGCCGGUAGGGGUCUGCCAGUUCCCGGGCCACAAGGAGAAAAAUGUGGCACUGUGUGUACCACAGAGCAGUUCACCUGUGCAAAUGGCUGCUGUUUGGAUCCGGGCCUGGAGUGUGACUCAAGCUCACAAUGUAGUGACGGCUCAGAUGAGCAGAAAUGUGACGAGUUGAACAACGAGUUUCGUAUUCUGCUGCAGAUUCCAGUGAACGAACAAAAAGUGCGUUGCACAGAGAUUCCUGACACAGGCAACUGCAGGCACAGUGUCACAAAGUGGUACUACAACCCCAUCCAACAGGACUGCUUCCGCUUCAACUAUGGUGGCUGCCUAGGAAAUGACAACAGAUUUGACUCUAAGGACUACUGUAUUAAAGUUUGCCGUGGGGUAACAGAAAAGGACGUUUUUGCAAGAAAGGAGAUAUUUGAAGAAGUGUCUCAAGCCGAGACAGGUACUAUAGCAGUAGCUGCCCUCCUGGGUGUAGCUAUCCUCAUCCUACUAGGCCUCCUGGUGUUCUGCCUCAUGAAGGGAAGGAAGAAGUCUUCACAACACCAACGUGUGCCUGUUAACACCGCCCCGGUCACCUUGGAGGACAGAGAGCGCCUGGUCUACAACAGCACCACCAAGCCCAUCUGACCCCUCAGUCCUCACCUUUGACCCCGCCCUGAAAUGACACUGGUUGCCAGAGCUGUGUCGUAUCACUGAACAAACUCAGAUUGAUGAGAGAGGAAACUAUGGCUGAGUUUGAAUGAUGGAGGGGAUCUGUUUUUAGUUUGUCGUGAUGUGGAUGUAUUUUAUUAAGUGAUGUACGCAGAAGGCACAACGUCUUCAGUGAUUUAAUGUGAUGUCUAAUGAUAUGACUUUUAGCUUCAUUUUGAUGCAGUGGCCUGUUGAAAUGAGUUGUUGGAUAUCAGUUUGUACUCAGGUUAAAAGGGAAGUAUUUUCAUUAGUGCGGAGGUAGAUUUAUGCUAUAUAUCAUCCCAUGAGACCAGUUAAAUUUCAUAAAUAUUUUCUACUUUGUUGUACUUGCUUUUUCUUGUAAAUGAACAGCAGACCCUUUUUUGUCAAUAAGUACACGUUGUUCUGAUCAGUAUAUAAUUUCCUUGUCUUUUAAAACUGAGCUCUGGGAAUCUCUGUGGAUAUGUAAUGUUAUGUGAUGAUUCCUCCAACUCUCUGAACUCCUGCCACACCAGCUUCUUCACUCUGUCAGAUUUAUUUUCAUCCUGUUCAUACACCAUUGUUACAAUGGGUUACACAUGCAUACGUGACGUUGUACAUAAUCUUAGAGUUUUGCAAAAAGGUAUAUUUUAUGUGAGAAGGUUAUUUUGUCAAUUCAUUUUCAAGUGUCUUUAGAACAAGCAUAGUGCAUAUUUUAAAUAAUGCUUAUUGAUGCCUUUAUAAAGCAGCUUUGUUGAUUAGUCAACAUUUGAAACUUUGUACAUAUGACCUGAUAUAGAUUUCUGUGGCAGUAUCUUGAUGUUUAUACUAAAUAAAAAUAUCAAGACUUACAAAAUAA